AGCUCUGUAUAUAUAGCCCCUUAAACCCUACUCUUUGGCUUCAUUCUUCAUUUCCUCUGCCUCUUUCUCAGAUCACAAAACCCUAAUUUCCAAGCUUUAUUCAUCAGAAUGGCUUUCUGCAACAAACUCGGUGGUCUGUUGAGACAGAAUAUUACUCCCAUCGGAAAUGUUCCGGUUACGUCUAUGCUCGGAUCUCUCCGGUUGAUGUCUACCAAGCUUUUCGUCGGAGGUCUUUCUUGGGGAACUGAUGACCAGUCCUUGAGGGAUGCUUUUGCUCACUUCGGUGAAGUUGUUGAUGCUAAAGUCAUCGUAGAUAGAGAGACGGGAAGAUCGAGGGGAUUUGGAUUUGUCAACUUCAAUGACGAGGGUGCUGCAUCUGCUGCCAUUUCAGAGAUGGACGGAAAGGAUCUGAAUGGUCGUAACAUUCGAGUGAAUGUUGCUAAUGAAAGACCAAGUGCUCCUCGGGCUUAUGGAGGUGGUGGUGGCUACAGUGGUGGCUACAGUGGUGGCUACAGUGGUGGUGGCGGCUACGGAGGAGGUGGUGGUGGCUACAGUGGUGGUGGCGGCUACGGAGGAGGUGGUGGCGAUGGUGGUGGUUACUAAACGGAGAGUUGCUUGUGAAGAAGAGUUGAUGGUUCUGUUUAGUUGGUUUCUUCAAUUGAAUCUUAUGUUAGUAUAAAACCUGAAUGGGAUUUGCUGAAAACUCGUUACUCUUUUUUUUAUUUACCAAUUCGGUUGAAAUAUUUUAUUGCCCCCCAUUAGGUGCAUUCAACUAUGUUUACCAAUUCCUUAA
This is a messenger RNA of Arabidopsis lyrata subsp. lyrata, 793 nucleotides long. RefSeq names its product glycine-rich RNA-binding protein 2, mitochondrial. The transcript has 5 exons. Lineage: Eukaryota; Viridiplantae; Streptophyta; Magnoliopsida; Brassicales; Brassicaceae. Gene Ontology annotation, molecular function: RNA binding. Bases 109 to 603 code for a protein of 164 amino acids. The record is from RefSeq and is a predicted model, not a curated record.